AUGCCAGAGUUGGAAGUUACGCGCGCUAGAAGUCCCUGUGCAAUUCCUGAAUCACUUCAGCCAAGACGUUACUUGAGACCAAGAGGCAGCGUUCACGGCCAUUCUAUGUUUCGCAUAGUCCACUCAGCUCCUAGUUUCAGGCAGAACGCCAGCGAGUGGAUCUAUAAGAUGUUAUUUCUCUGGUCGAGGGAGAAUCCCAGAAUCUCAGUUCCUCCGAAUCCCAGAGCCGGUCCAUGGUUCGCCUGGUUCGCGACUGCCGUUCUAUUGUGGCGUUGUCGACGUCGCAUCACCAGGGCAAUUUUGGCGGCCUCGCCGCUCAGGUUGCUAAGAAGACGUAACGCCGGUCUGGCGAUCAAUCAAAAGAUGAUAUUGAAGCAGCAGAAGCGACACAGCCUGAUACAGCUACACAAACACAAGGCCAUCGGAAUACGGCGAAAGCGACUGUGCACCGGCGACGGUCUACACAUGUCCGACGACAUGUCAAUGAUUCAAGCCGCACCGCAGAUCCAUUAUAGGGUCACCAGAAGCGGCAGGGUCUACGGCAAAUAUCCGAACAAGGCCGCUAUACCGAACGGCAGCAUUCAAGGAAACCACUAGGA
Molecule: messenger RNA, 599 nt
Organism: Nylanderia fulva
Lineage: Eukaryota; Metazoa; Arthropoda; Insecta; Hymenoptera; Formicidae
Source: RefSeq, a predicted model, not a curated record